AUGGUUAUGCUACAAGAGACAAAAAAAUCAGAGGUUGAUGAUAGAUUUGUUAGGUCACUCUGGCCUAAUGAAUCAAUGGAGUUCAUGUGGGUGGAUGCGGAAGAUAGUACGGGUGGUUUUCUUUGCAUAUGGAAUCCAGAUGUCUUUGCUUUAAAAGAUUGUUGCAGCUCCAGGAGGUUUAUUCUACUUGCAGGCAUUUUUCAUUCUAGCAUUGAUUGUGUUAUUGGUAAUAUUUAUGCUCCUAAUGAGGAGGCUGUUAGGAGGCAAUUAUGGGGGGUGUUGUCUAAAUUAAAAGAAAACUUUCCUAAACCAUGGUGCUUAGGAGAGGAUUUCAAUGAAAUUACUUCAAUUGUUGAGAGAAAAGGUUGUCUAAGGAAAGAUAAGGGUAUGGCUGAGUUUGGGAGCUUUAUUAAUGAGUUGGAAUUGGUGGACAUUUCUAUGCUUGGGAGACAAUACACAUGGGGCAAUUCCCAAAGUUGGAGUAGAAUUGACAGAUUCUUAGUUAACCCAAAAUGGUUAGAAUGGUUCAAAUUCAAGGUGUGGGGGUUACCUAGAAUGCUGUCUGAUCAUUGCCCAAUUUUAUUGAAAGAAGAUAAGAGAGAUUGGAGACCUAAACCUUUUAGGUUCAUAAAUGUGUGGGUCAUGCAUCCUAUGUUCAUGAAGGAGCUAAAAAAGGCUUGGGAAGGUUUGAAUGUAAGGGGAUGGGUAGGGUAUAUUGUUAUGAGUAAGUUAAGAUCAUUCAAAAUGGCUCUGAAAAAAUGGAACAGUGAGGUGUUCGAAAAUGUGGAAUCAAAACUUAAAGAGGUUGAAGAUGAGCUGCACAAGUUACACUUAAAGGCAGAAUCCACAAACCUUAAUGAGAUGGAAAUCACAAGAAGAAAAGAGGUGUUAGGGUUGGUUUGGUAG
Messenger RNA from Camellia sinensis, 906 nucleotides. The record is from RefSeq and is a predicted model, not a curated record. NCBI's taxonomy places the organism in Eukaryota, Viridiplantae, Streptophyta, Magnoliopsida, Ericales, Theaceae.